Anopheles cruzii is the source of this 810-nucleotide messenger RNA. Its product is annotated as zinc finger CCHC-type and RNA-binding motif-containing protein 1-like. The coding region runs from base 188 to 649 and encodes 153 amino acids. NCBI's taxonomy places the organism in Eukaryota, Metazoa, Arthropoda, Insecta, Diptera, Culicidae. The record is from RefSeq and is a predicted model, not a curated record. Gene Ontology annotation, cellular component: U12-type spliceosomal complex. Gene Ontology annotation, biological process: mRNA splicing, via spliceosome. The transcript has 2 exons. Gene Ontology annotation, molecular function: RNA binding; zinc ion binding.
AGAUGCGCAAAGAGUUUGUUGUCAAAGUUGUUUGUAAACAUUCUGAACAUUGAAGAUGCUUUGAUUUCCCCUCUUCCAUUCCCUUACUUGCAAAAAUAUAAAAAAGAUGGUUUGAUUGAGUGAUAGAUUUCGUUCUUGCUUGAUUAUUUUGCAACUGUGCAACGAAUAAGGGCAGAAAGGAAGAAAUAUGGACCAAAAACGGCUCUCCGUUCCGGACGUGCGUUGCACAGCAUAUGUGUCUAAUCUUCCUUUCAAUUUAACAAACAUUGAUGUGAAUAAAUUAUUCGCUAUUCACGGGAAAAUUAUAAAGGUUACUAUUCUUCGAGACAAGAUGACUAGAAAAAGCAAGGGCGUUGCUUUUAUCCUCUAUUCCAAGCCACAAGAGGCACUUGAGUGCUGCAAUGCCUGCAACAAUGCGGAGAUGUUUGGACGUAUGUUGAAGGCGAGUAUAGCGAAGGAUAACGGCAAAGCACUGAAGAAUGCUCACCGGAAACAUUAUCCGAAUAAGAGUCGUUGCUUCGAGUGUGGCAGUGAUGGUCAUUUGAGUUACAGCUGCCCAAAGAAUGUUCUCGGCAGCAAGACACCACCACACAAAAAUACAAAUGGAAGGACACAUUCACAGCACGAUGCUGUCGAGGACUUUGAGUAAUCGGACAACGAUAAUUUAGGCAUCGGAGGGCGGCUAGAAACUAUCAGCAGAGUUCAGUAUAAGAAACACAAUGAUUUUAGCGAUGAAUGAUCUUAAUUCGUAUCCAUCCAGUAACCAAACAAAGGAACUUAACAUGCGUUUGUGCUUACGUUAAAAAUAAA